AAUUCCUAAUACUGUAACAACUGUUACUUUAUGUGAUGGAUUCAAUCAAAAACUAACCAAAGGUAUAAUACCUGAUACCAUUAAAGAUUUGCAUAUAGGUGAUAUAAAACAAGAUUUAAUUAUUGAUUCAAUUCCUAACACAUUAAGCAAUGUCCAUAUUUAUAAAAGUUGUAAAAAAAUAAUUAAUCCCUUCGUUCCUGAAAAUGUCAAAAUAGUAAACAUAUAA
Messenger RNA from Dictyostelium discoideum AX4, 226 nucleotides. RefSeq lists its product as hypothetical. The annotation marks the transcript as partial. The transcript has a single exon. NCBI's taxonomy places the organism in Eukaryota, Evosea, Eumycetozoa, Dictyosteliales, Dictyosteliaceae. The record is from RefSeq and is a predicted model, not a curated record.